Molecule: messenger RNA, 1737 nt
Organism: Penicillium bovifimosum
Lineage: Eukaryota; Fungi; Ascomycota; Eurotiomycetes; Eurotiales; Aspergillaceae
Product: MFS transporter
Exons: 6
Coding region: 1-1737 (578 amino acids)
Biological process (GO): transmembrane transport
Molecular function (GO): transmembrane transporter activity
Source: RefSeq, a predicted model, not a curated record
AUGGCAGACCAUUCCACUCCCGAGGAGAACAUGCAAAAGGUCAUGUCCACAACAGAGAAUGUAAAAGCUUCCUCUGAGUCGCAAAUAUCCCAUGACUCUGAAAGUCAAGAUUCAGAAAUUCACCAUGAGCCCAUCCAAGAACGCUAUGAAAAUCCUACAAGCUCUCGAUUCCGUCGGGUGGCCUCCAAAACGAUUGUGUCCUUCGGGCCUAAUGAUCCAGAGAACCCCGUCAAUUGGAGAUCAAGGAGAAAAUUCCUAGUCCUCGCAUCUGGUGUCAUGCAGGUCAUGAACAGCACUAUCGGCUCGUCGAUUUGCAGCAACGCCAUCCCCCAAAUUGCCGAAGAGUUCGACAUCACCAAUGAAACGGCUCUCGUCUUACCCAUCUCCAUCUUCCUCAUCGGCUAUAUUCUAGGACCGUUGCUCUGGGGCCCUAGUUCCGAGUACUUUGGCCGGAAGCCACCUCUUCUUAUUGCCUAUUGCAUAUUCAUGGUGUUCACGCUGGCGUGCGCCGUCGCAGACUCCUAUGCUUCUUUGCUUGUAUUUCGAUUAUUCAACGGCAUGGUUGCCUCAGCGCCUAUCGCCACUGUUGGUGGAUUGUUCGCUGACGUACAUGAUGACCCAACGCUGCGAGGUCGCCUGAUGGCUUAUUUUAUGGCUUGUACAACGUUCGGGCCAAUCAUCGGACCUUGGGUAUCUGGCUUUGUUGCUGUCGUCGACUGGCGCUGGUGCUUUUGGAUUGGGCUCAUCCUUUCAGGAGCUAGCUUACCACUGGUCAUCUUCAUGCCUGAAACCUACGCGCCGGUCAUUCUCAAGCGUCGCGCACACAAGCUGCGCAAAGAUACCGGCAACACAAGCAUUGUAUCGCCAUUGGACAUUGAGAGUCGCAAUAUGCGAGAAAUGUUCUUCAUCACGAUCUCCCGGCCCUUCCGCAUGAUUAUGCACGAGUACAUCGUUUCCUUGAGCUCGUUGUAUCUUGCUCUCGCAUAUGCCAUCUUCUACCUCUAUUUUGAGGCAUAUCCAAUCAUCUUCCAAGGUAUCUACAAAAUGAGCCCUGGUGUUUCUGGCUUGAUGUUUCUACCCAUCGGCAUCGGCGCCAUUCUCGCCUGUUUCGUCUUCCUAUGGUACGAUGGCUAUCUAGCCCGAGCAAAAGCCCGUAACGCCCCCUGGGCCUUCAUCGAAGAAUACCGCCGUCUCCCACUCGCCUGCAUCGGCGGCCCUCUCUACGUCAUCUCCCUCUUCUGGGUCGGCUGGACCGCCUCACCAAACAUCCAUUGGGUCGUCCCCUUCCUCUCCGGCAUCCCCUUCGGAAUGGGCUACCUUCUCAUCUUCAUGGCAAUGCUAAACUACCUAACGGACGCAUACGAAACCCUCUCCGCCAGCGCCCAGUCCGCUGCAAGCUGCACGCGCAGUAUCUUCGGCGCCGUCCUCCCGCUCGCGGCCAAGCCGAUGUUCAACCGGCUCGGUGUUCCCUGGGCCUGCAGUCUGAUUGCAUUCCUCAGUCUGGGAGUUUCGGUUAUUCCGUUUGCAUUUAUUCGCUACGGUGAUCGGAUCAGAGCUAAUAGUAAGUUCUGCCAGGAGCUGAAGCGGAUUCGGGAGGUUGAGCGGUUGGAGUUGGAGAGGGAAGAGCGCAUGGCGAAUGGGGAUGAUACACUUGCGCCUAUUCCUUCUCGCAAUACUGGGAUUUCGAUGACGAGGAUUGAUACUGCUCGCACGGAUAAGGCGUCGAUUAUUUGCUGA